GAAAAAAAAGUGAUAAAAAGUUUAAAAUAUACUGAACUAACUGUUAGUUAAAUAAAGUGUUUAAAUGAUUAAUAUACCCUGGAGGAGUUUACGUGUGGGAGGUUUCUGAACAGCCCACAACGUCUCGUAUUUCAAAGCGGAACUCAAGUUGACUUUGAGCUGAGUGUCUGUUUCCACACGGACACAUUAUCUCGUAUUUUGUCAUUGUUACGUAGCGGAGAUGGCAGCCCUCCGAACGGCACUCCAUGGACGACUGGUUCAGGCUCUCCCCUUGUCCUUUGGCUCCCUGCGGUUCGCCAGUUCUUUUAAGGCCUCGGACCUCGUCAUCGAACGCAACGCAGCAUGCAAGCCGAAGCCCGACCCCUCCACCUUGGUGUUCGGCAAACAGUUCUCCGACCACAUGUUGACCAUCAACUGGUCGGCAAAGGGCGGCUGGGAUGCGCCUCAGAUCAAACCUUUCCAGAACCUGUCCCUGCACCCGGCCAGCUCUGCCCUGCACUACUCCAUAGAGCUGUUUGAAGGCAUGAAGGCGUUCCGUGGAGUGGACAACCACAUCCGCAUGUUCAGACCCAUGCACAACAUGGAGAGGAUGCAUCGGAGUGCCGGCAGAAGCAGCCUUCCUCUGUUUGAUAAAGCUGAACUGCUCAAGUGCAUCAAGAAGCUGGUGGAGGUCGACCAGGAGUGGGUCCCCUUCUCCCAGGACGCCAGCCUCUACAUCAGACCCACCUUCAUAGGAAUUGAGCCGUCGCUUGGCGUGUCUCCUGCAACACAAGCUAUGAUCUUUGUCAUCGUCGGACCAGUGGGGCCUUACUUCGCCACGGGGUCGUUCAACCCCGUUUCCCUGCUGGCAGACCCUUCAUUUGUCAGGGCUUGGAAAGGAGGCGUCGGGGCCUAUAAGAUGGGAGGUAACUACGGUCCUACGAUAGCAGUGCAGAACGAGGCCGUGAAGCGAGGCUGUCAGCAGGUCCUGUGGCUGUAUGGAGAGCAGGAGGAGAUCACCGAGGUCGGCACCAUGAACCUCUUCAUCUACUGGACUAAUGAGAAAGGAGAGAGAGAGUUGUUCACUCCUCCUCUGGACGGCAUCAUUCUCCCAGGAGUCACCAGACAGUCUCUCCUGGACUUGGCCAGAACCUGGGGUGAGUUUAAGGUGACGGAGCGCACGAUGGGCAUGAAGGAGCUGCUGGGGGCUCUGGAUGCUGGGAGGAUCCUGGAGGUGUUCGGAGCCGGGACGGCCUGCGUCGUGUGUCCCGUCGGCAGCCUCCUCUACGGGGAAAAGACUUAUCAGAUUCCCACGAUGCAGAACGGUCCGGAUCUGGCAAAGAGGUUCUACAAAGAGCUUACUGAUAUUCAGUACGGACGCACAGCAAGCGACUGGGCACCACUGGUCGUUUAAAGGCUAUAAUGCACAUGCCAGUUGUAUCAACAGUUAGUCUAAUGAUUCCAGUUUGGAUGACCAGCAGCCCCCCCCCAGCCCCCACCCACUCUGAAUCCACUAAUGCACUCCUGCUUACCCACCAACCGAGGAGACGGAUGCCUCUCCGCCGACUUCUACGCGUUUCUUUUCUGCGUGGACUCUCGUAGGAAUACGGUUGGUGGUUUGAAUGUAACCGCUUGCUUUGGGAAGCAAUAAUAACAACAAUAUGCAAUGUUUUGACCUGACACAAUCUUUAACCCUGAGGUAUGUAGGACAAAGUAGGAAAAACCUUUGUUGAUGGAAGGGGGAAAAAUCAUAAAGCAAAUGCAGCCAGAUGAUUAAACAUAAAAAUGUGAUGUGGCUAAUGGUGAUAUAUUGAUAUAGUGAUAUAUAUCACACACAAGCACAUUCAAAUCACUGAUCUUAUUGGGUCAAUUUGCAAAAAGAAUACACUCCAUUCAAGUGUUUGUCCUCGUAUUCACUUGGAUUAACUCCUUGUGAGGACAGUGCUUAUAUUUAAUAGCACAAACAUUUAAUGUUUAACAACAUUGCAUUCUCACAUCAACAAAAGGCACAAACUGACAUACUUUGAGUCAUAGGAAAUAUUUUAAAAAUGUAAGUAGCUACAUAUCUUAUGCUUAGAACGGUUAACCUCUUCGCAGGACGCAAUCUGUUCGUGCUGUUUCUCAUCAACAAAUUAAUUUAAAAAAUGUAUUUCACAACAGGAAAAACUUACAUUAACAUUAACCUGAACUACUUGCAACAACCUGUGGUGUUUUCUCUGAAACCUUUAACUGUUACGUAUGAGUAGUACUUGCAAAUGCAACAUAGGAUAAUACUUUGUUACUGUCGUGUACAUAAUGAUCUGAGAGAGUAUUGCUGUUAGUUUUCAUGGGGCCACGUCACUUUGACACCAGAGUUUGCACUGACCUUGUUUAAUGUCAGGUUUGUAUCUGAGCGUGACUCACAGGAGCUGUUUUUAUGUUUGUUGGAUUUGUUUGUAAGAAGACGACUGCACAAAACUAAAGAUUGAGAUUAGGAAGGUCUAAUGAUCAGACGACACGCUGUAGAAGAGAAGGACUGUUACACGCUGGCAGUUACUCCUGCACUGUAUUGUGUGUAAUCAUUAUGAAAACAAUGUAACAAAUAGUAUUUGUGUUAUUUUAGAGGUUUUUAAAUGUUAUAGUCUUCCAAAUUAUUUGACUGUCUCACCAGUGUUUUACUGUUUUCUAGGUUUCUUGUCCUUCCCUCUCUGGCUUUCCUUACUUUAAAUGUAUUUUUAUUUUUACACACAUACUGUACACCUGUCCCUCUCUUCUGUCCAAGUGCCUGACCUCGGUCCGUUAGCCUGUUGUUCUCUGGAUCUUCAGCUGCUGUUUUAUUUUUUCUUCCAGUGUGCACUAGGCGAUGUAGCAGGAUUAUUUGUCAGUGUAGUUGUUUUUAUUGUGUGGUUACUUUUACUCAGUUGUAAUGUUUUUACAAUAAACCUGAUCUGAG
Anoplopoma fimbria (sablefish) is the source of this 2911-nucleotide messenger RNA. RefSeq names its product branched chain amino-acid transaminase 2, mitochondrial (gene bcat2). Gene Ontology annotation, molecular function: branched-chain-amino-acid:2-oxoglutarate transaminase activity. The coding region runs from base 221 to 1393 and encodes 390 amino acids. The transcript is spliced from 11 exons. The record is from RefSeq and is a predicted model, not a curated record. Gene Ontology annotation, biological process: L-leucine biosynthetic process; L-valine biosynthetic process. Lineage: Eukaryota; Metazoa; Chordata; Actinopteri; Perciformes; Anoplopomatidae. Gene Ontology annotation, cellular component: mitochondrion.